Molecule: messenger RNA, 2200 nt
Organism: Esox lucius (northern pike)
Lineage: Eukaryota; Metazoa; Chordata; Actinopteri; Esociformes; Esocidae
Gene: stard14
Product: START domain containing 14
Exons: 6
Coding region: 221-1039 (272 amino acids)
Molecular function (GO): lipid binding
Source: RefSeq, a predicted model, not a curated record
GUUAUGUUCCGCUGGACGUUGCGUUGCGUAGGUCUGGAAUCCGACCCGAAAAUCUAGUGUAACUUGAUUUGAUAAUGAGUAUAUAAUUUCUCUAGUCUAGAGGCAAGCACAGAGUAGAUGCACAUCAGUUUAGUGACUUAACUUGUAGCCUCUCCAGCGUUGUUAAGUUUGUUUUCCCUCAAUUGAUAAUCAGAAAACUUUGUCGGAUAGCCUAUAAAUUAUGUCUAAAGUUCUUGCGGGAAUUAUACCAGACGAGGCAGUCUUCGCAGACUUUAGAAGACAAGCCUUGUCAAUGGACAAUUGGUGUAGCAAAUAUGACAAGAACGGAAUGGAGGUCUGGGUUGAGGUUCCCUCUACAACAUCCUCCCAAAGAAACGGCCCCAAAGUCCAUAAGAUAAAGUGCAGAAUGAGCAUCACGGAUGUGUCCGCUGCCACCAUGUAUGACGUUAUUCACGACGGCCAGUAUCGCAAGUCUUGGGACCCGGCCAUGUUGGAGAGCUUUGACAUUGCCCGUCUCUCCCCGAACGCGGAGGUGGGCUACUACUCAUGGCUGUGUCCGAAGCCGCUGAAGAACCGAGACGUUGUGACGCUGCGUUCGUGGCAGGUGGCGGGUGACGAGUACAUGAUAGUUAACUACUCCGUCAAACAUCCGAAAUAUCCCCCCAAAAAGGACCUUGUGAGAGCCAUCUCCGUCCUCACGGGCUACCUGGUAAAGGCCACAGGACCCAAUAGCUGCUCCUUCACUUACCUCUCACAGGCUGAUCCCAAAGGUUCUCUUCCAAAGUGGGUGGUGAACAAAGCGUCCCAGGUUUUGGCACCCAGGGUUCUGAGAUGUGUGCACAAGGCGGGCCAGAGCUACCCGGACUGGAAGGCGAAGAACUCUCCGGAGAGGAAGCCCUGGUUGUACCCCGAGCAGAGCACCCUGCCCACGAUGGACCCGGCCGAGCUAACGCUCCAGCGGGGAGACUCUCUGGAGAACGUCGACGAGAGUUCCAAGCUGGACGUUCAGGAGAGUGAAAAAGCCGAGGACAGCAGCUGAUCACAUUGGUCGGAAGGGAUGAAGUUUAGCCAAGAGAGGACAUAUGGAUAGACUUAAAGACUCAACAUCCUCAACCUCUCCCUGGCACAUGUACCCAGUUGUUUAAGCUUUACAAUCAACCCCCGAUAUAUUGUAUUUAUCCCGUUACUAAAAUACAGCUCGUUCAUCUACAGAUGAUGAGAAAGUGAACUGUUUACAACUUUGGCCUCAUGGAGCUGAAUAACAUCAACGAAUGAAGAGUAGUGAUUCUGUUUGGUCCGAUCCCCUUGAACUGAUCUUUCAACCACUGCCAGUGCCAGACAGUUCACUAGCAGCAGUGUUAUCUACAGGAGUUGCUUUCUGAUUGUUACAUACAGCUACUUAGUAACAGAAUUAUCAGCUCUUUUUAUUUUAACAGCCGUGCCUCAUUGUCUUUGAUAAAAUGUUAUAUGAGGCUUAGAAUGAUUCAGAACAAAGAUAUAGAAUAUCCAGGCUGCUUCACUCUCUGGGUGUAAUUUACAGAGAAUAGAGAUGUAUUUUCUAUUUUUGUAGUGAAAUGUUAUGGAACACUUUUCAGUGGUUUCUAAGUGGUGACAUCAGUGGUAACCAAGAGUUUGAUUGGCAGCCUCCCUUACCCAUGUGGAUAGACAGAGUGCCCUGUCAUUAUCUAGAUUCUCAUUUUGAAAUUGGUAUUUGUUUAAAGCUUGUGCAAUACGGGAGGGAGGAAAUUGAAUGAAUUCUAUUGCUGGUUAAGCAAGUCUUGGUGUUGCUGUAGACACUGAAUAUAGGGAAAAUGAAAAACAUUUAAGAAAUAUCACACGUGGCAUUUUAACAUGUGCUGAGUAAGUUGUUCACAAAGGGAACUGUAUGAUUUGUGUUAUUACCUGAAGGAUUAGAAUUGAAUCGCUAUGUAGCCUAGCAGCAGAACAUCUGACCAGUCACCACAUGGUUGCUCGAUUGAAUCCCUAACUUGGCAAGAUGAAACAUAGGUCUGUCCCUGAGCUGGUCAGUUUGCCCUGACAAGCCCACAGUCCACCACAAGAAGCCAAACUUCAUUUGGAAACUGAAACAUCAUCCUUUUGCAUUACUGUCUUGACAGCCUGCAGGGUUCCUGAAAUUAGCCUCGCAAACGGAGUUCUUGAACUUGAAGUAAUUAUUUUAAUAAACCUCAGAUAUGUUGCA